AGGGCCGCCCCCGGCGGGGCAGCGGCCGGCGCGGGGGCGGCGCGCUCCGGCGCGGGCCUCUUCAGCAGCGACUCCGAGUCGGCGUCGUCGCCGAGCCCUCGGAGGAGCCCCUCCUCCCCGGCGGCCGCCCGGGCUGCCAUGGGCCGCGCUGCGGGUGCGGGCCAGGAGGGCGGCGCCGCGCAGCUGGAGGAGGAGAGCCUGCGGCUGCAGAGCUCCAUCGGGGACGCCGAGCGGGAGUUUCGCUUCUGGGAGCAGAGGCGGGACGAGGCCCUGGAGCAGAACGAGGCGCUGCAGCACGACAUCGAGGACGACGAGCAGCAGUGGUCCUUCCAGCAGGAGGACCUCCGCGCGGAGUGGGAGUCGCGCUCGAGGUCCUGGCGGUCGAGCUUCGAGCGGCAGCUCCUGGAGCGUGAGCCCAUGCGCCGGGAGGA
Messenger RNA from Prorocentrum cordatum, 431 nucleotides. The record is from the annotation of a GenBank genome assembly. NCBI's taxonomy places the organism in Eukaryota, Dinophyceae, Prorocentrales, Prorocentraceae.